Messenger RNA from Histoplasma capsulatum G186AR, 1697 nucleotides. Its product is annotated as alpha-(1,4)-amylase. The record is from RefSeq and is a predicted model, not a curated record. Gene Ontology annotation, biological process: carbohydrate metabolic process. NCBI's taxonomy places the organism in Eukaryota, Fungi, Ascomycota, Eurotiomycetes, Onygenales, Ajellomycetaceae. Bases 75 to 1697 code for a protein of 540 amino acids. Gene Ontology annotation, molecular function: hydrolase activity, hydrolyzing O-glycosyl compounds; calcium ion binding. The transcript is spliced from 8 exons.
CAUUUGGUUGCUGAAGGUGAUCCUGUUGAGACUGCUUAAGACGGCAUCUGUUGGGACACUCAUGUUGCGGGAGAAUGGGGUCUUUUAUAUCGUCGGCCUACCAGCACAUAUUUCGAAAGCGGGAGACGCAAUGGCUUGACAUUGACGACUUCGACCUUGACGAGCCGGGUGAGCCAAACCAGCUGAUGUUUCAGGCCUUCGAGUGGUACGUGCCUGAUGAUCAGCGACAUUGGCUACGGCUGCGGGCAGCCCUACCAAGUCUCAAGGAAAUCGGAGUGACCAGCAUCCUGCUCCCACCAGGCUGUAAGGCCAUGAGCCCGUCCGGCAAUGGAUAUGAGUUGUAUGACCUUUACGACCUAGGUGAGUUCUAUCAGAAAGGGUCGAGGGCCACCAAAUGGGGAACUAAGGAAGAGCUGGUUGCUCUUGUGACUAAGGCGCAUGAGAUGGAGAUCCGGAUCAUUUGGGAUACGGUGCUUAAUCAUAAGGCUGGAGCUGAUCAUACGGAGAAGUGUAAUGCGGUGAUGGUUCAUCCGAAAGACCGCCGGAAAGUCAUCAGUAAGCCCGUGGAGAUUGAAGCUUGGCUGGGUUUUACCUUUCCUGGCCGGGGGGAACGGUACAGUGAGAUGAAAUAUCAUUGGUACCAUUUUUCAGGAGUCGAUUUUGAUGCCCGUAAUAAGAACAAGGGAAUAUAUAAAAUCUUGGGGCCUGAUAAGAACAAAGACUGGGCGCGGGACGUCAGCAAGGAGAAUGGCAACUACGACUAUUUGAUGUUUUCAAAUCUAGAUUAUUCGAACCCAGAAGUUCGUGAGGACGUCUUCAAGUGGAUUGAAUGGAUGGGUCACCAGCUACCACUUUCAGGCCUAAGGUUGGACGCUGCCAAGCAUGUUUCAUCUGGGUUUUUGAAGGACUUUGUCGCUCACGUUCGGCGAACGGUUGGACCCGGCUGGUUGCUUGUGGCUGAAUAUUGGAAGGCGGAAGUUCGCGAGCUUCUGGAGUAUCUAGGGCGAAUGGAUUACAUUGUCUCUUUAUUUGAUGCGCCAUUAGUCCGCCGGUUUUCAGAUAUUUCCAGAUCAGAAUUCGCAGAUUUGCGUAAGGUUUUUGAGGGGAGUUUGGUUAAAUAUGAGCGGAAACAUGCUGUGACCUUCGUGAUGAACCAUGAUACUCAACCAUCGCAAUCGCUCGAGGAACCGAUAGCAGAUUUCUUCAAACCGCUCGCAUAUGCACUCAUUCUCCUGCGCAAGGAGGGAUACCCGUGUCUUUUCUACGGCGAUCUAUACGGAGUGUGCGGUGGCUGCAAGGGGAUCCUCAAACCCUCCUGCAACGACAAACUAGCAGAUCUAGCGCUCGCUAGAAAUUUAUACGCAUACGGUCGACAGCGAGAUUAUUUUGAUAAAAGGCAUUGUAUUGGAUUCGUCCGUUUCGGUGAUUCGGGACAUCCUGAUGGACUGGCCUGCGUCCUUAGCAAUGGCCCCGCAGCCACGAAGCGCAUGUAUGUAGGAAAAGCGCAUGCGGAUAGUGUCUGGACGGAGAUAUAUGGCUACUGUCGCUCCAGAGUAAAGAUAGAUAGUCGCGGUUAUGGCGUUUUUGGUGUGGUGGCGCGUAACGUGAGUGUCUGGGUUCGGGAAGAUGCGGCAGGCAGGGAGCGUUUUGGGAAGUUUGAUUCGGAUAUCUACUCAUCUCUACAGGGUGACCAUUGA